Molecule: messenger RNA, 501 nt
Organism: Prunus avium (sweet cherry)
Lineage: Eukaryota; Viridiplantae; Streptophyta; Magnoliopsida; Rosales; Rosaceae
Source: RefSeq, a predicted model, not a curated record
AUGUGGAGGCGAUUUGUGGGAGCUACCAAGGAUGAUCAUAAUGAUAAGAAUAAGUUGCAUAGCCUGAUCCACUCUGUGGACUUGCGUCCACUGAUUGAUCCACCGUUGUCUCCAUAUUCUUUUGGAAAUAUUUAUGGUAAUUCUUUGACUGCUCCCUUCUUAAGUAAUGGGGAUGAUGAUGAUGGUGAUCAAGAAUCUUCUUAUGGCAUGGUAAGGCGGGUACGAGAAGCAAUAAGCAAGAUUGACAAGGACUUCGUGAAAAGACUACAACAUGGUGAUGAGCAGCUGAGUUUGAUCGGCCGGCUUGCUCAAAGUGCUAGCAAAGGGGAGGUGGUUACUUCUUACCACAGUAGUUUGUGCCAAUUUCCUCUCUAUGAUAAUGAUUUUGGUUGGGGAAGACCUACAUGGGUGAGCUUACCGCCACUGCCCGUGAAGGACAUAAUAGUUUUCCUCGACACCAAGGAGCCUGGUGGAGUAGAGGCAUACGUUAGGAAGUCAUGA